Molecule: messenger RNA, 1890 nt
Organism: Fusarium falciforme
Lineage: Eukaryota; Fungi; Ascomycota; Sordariomycetes; Hypocreales; Nectriaceae
Exons: 4
Coding region: 1-1890 (629 amino acids)
Source: RefSeq, a predicted model, not a curated record
AUGCUCUCCGAUCCGUCGUCUUACCCCGUCCGGAGCGGAGGCGGCGGCCUGGCCGUGGACCGAGGAGGAGUGAACAAGCCGGCCUUCCGCGAGCGGAUUCAAAUACCUGAUGACAGCUCGUCGAUCGAUUCGGGGUCAAGCGACGCACAGAUGAAGAAGAGACUUAGUGCAGACAUGUCCAAGGAGCAGGUGGAGGAGUUGGUGAGGAAGCUCACUAUUGAUGAGAUGAAGACCAAGUGGUUUGACGAGAUCUUUGCCAAGGUCAAGUCCGAGCUCGUCGAGCAUCCUUCACCAGAUACUCCAUCUUCAUCAGAACCCUCCAGCCCCAAGUCCAAUCCCAUCGACCACAAAACCGCCUUCCAAGCAACAGUCGAAGACGACCCCGAAGACUCAAUGUCACAGUCCUUCGAGUCCAGCAGGAGAACCUCGAACCGCAGCUCGGCCGCAUCAACUUGCAGCCCUACGUCAUCCUUCAUCUCCAAGACCAAACCGACAAAGCCCGCCCUCGUCAACCAUAACAAUCACUCCCCGAGCGAGUCGCCCCAGCAUAGUCCCAAGAUCCGGCAGUCCGUGCGCUUCUCCGAUCGGGGACCCGUUAUUCUGAACGGUCGGCCGGCGACCCGCACUGAGGCGCCCCAUCCGGAGCCUCCGGUGAUUGAUGAGCAGGGGAAUGCUCUCUCAGCGGUGGACCAGAAAUGGGGGAAGCUUUUUGAUGAUAGGGGUGAACCGACUGCCCGGCUCGGUCAAGUUCUGAGGGGAAUUGCCAACUACUUGAUUGCUGAAUACACGCCUCACAACUCUCUCGUCGUCACACCAGAGAAACUCAACCUUUUUUACGCUACCUACAAACUCGAAUCCGAGGCAUUUCCCUUCCAACAAAUAUUCGACUGUAACCCCCACGGAGCUCUCGACAACCUCGAGACCCUAUACCAACACCUCCGCUGCGAGAACCACCUAAUCCAACGACGCCCAACCGGCAUGCCUCACAUUCCCUCCCUCACACCCGCCGGCUUCGAGCGGUGGAUGGUCUGUCAAAUCCAGACUUUUCCUGACCAAGAGGCCAAGCGACUCAACCGCGUCAUCGCUGACCUACCCAUCACCGCCGACGGACCUCUAGUCGAUGGAAAGCCAGAGCGCCUACCGAAGCAGCUUUCGAGACAUCUCUUGCCUGCGGAUAGACAGAGGGAAACGCAUGAUCUUGUCGUCAAUGCUAUUUCUGACUGGAUCAAGAUGGCCAAUGAGAACGAUAUCGAGUAUCGAAGAGCUUCCUUUGAUGAAUCUCACAAGUCUAGCUCUUCAAGAGAUGAAGGCGCAGGGCGAUACAGACCUGACGACUACCGGAACCAUGACUCAUCCAAGUAUCGCCGCGGCUCAAGAGACAACUACAAGUCAUCAUCAUCCCGCACCGAUACUUCAAGUCGCUUCAUUCCUCGUGCCAACUCAGACAAUACGAUGAAGCCAUCGAAGGAGCACUCUCCACCCCCGCCGACGACAACAUCAAACCACAGAUCUCGCAGCCCCAUGUCAAACCGCUACCGCCACUCAACUUCUGCUAUCGAGAGCAGCUCCAGCCCCCCUGACUCCUACGACCUCGUCUCAUCAAGCCACCGAAACGGCUACUCAAGCAGUCAACGAAACCGAGAAAAGGAGUACCGCUACUACCAAGGCCGGGAACCAAAGACCUCCACAGAGGCAACACCGCGGUCGAUCCCCCGCCGAGAAAGCGAGCGACGAAGCCCAAUAGUCGAAGGUAGCGAACGAGACCCUAACGGUCUCACAUACGAUGAAUACAUGCGUCUUAACCCACGAGCCAUGAGAAACGUGGUUGUGGACGAUGGAGGCCACUAUCGGACUCCUCACACCAACGGGACUGAUGAGAGGUCUCGCUAA